Molecule: messenger RNA, 1395 nt
Organism: Phragmites australis (common reed)
Lineage: Eukaryota; Viridiplantae; Streptophyta; Magnoliopsida; Poales; Poaceae
Product: STOREKEEPER protein-like
Exons: 2
Coding region: 100-1011 (303 amino acids)
Biological process (GO): regulation of DNA-templated transcription
Cellular component (GO): nucleus
Source: RefSeq, a predicted model, not a curated record
CUGCCGCUUCGUCUCCCUCCCUCCCUCCCUCCCGAUCCCAAUUCCCAACCCCCCAAAUUUCGAAUCGCCCGCCUCACUCCUCCCCACCGCGCCCCGCCGAUGCCCUCCAAGCGGCCGUCCCCGCACGCCAUGGACGAACCCGCCGCCGCCACUCCCCGCUCCAAGAAGCGCUCCUCCCGCUCCAAGUCCCGGGCCCGCGACCUCCGCCGCCACUCCCCCAACCCUAACCCUAGCUCCCGCCGCGACCGCGACCUGGAGCACGGCUCCGUCGCGCCCUCCCGCAAGAGCGACCGCAAGCCCAAGCCGCGCGCCUUCCCGGACUCCGCCACGGCCAUGGCGGCGGCGGCGGCCGCCGCGGCCGCCGCCUCCCCCUCCUCCGGAGGCCGCAGCAGGGGCCACGGUGCCGCCCAGAAGCUCUGGUCCGACGCCGACGAGGUCGCGCUGCUCACGGGCGCGGCCGCCUUCAAGGCGCGCACCGGCAUCGCCCCACGGCUCCCGGACAUGGCUGACCUGUUCGAGUCCCUCAGGGACUCCCUCGCCCCGCACCUUGACCAGGCCAAGGUGUACUACAAGCUGAAGCGCCUCAAGAGCAAGUUCCAGCACACCGUACCGGGCGCCACCAGCAGCUCGCACGAGCGCCGGGUGCGCGACCUCUCCGCGGAUCUCUGGGGCGCUGAGCUCGCACGCUCGGUAGAGGAUGACGCGGACGCUGAGGAGGCCGAUGAAGGGGAUGCUGACGAGGGAUACUCUGGUGGGGACACGGAGGUGGCGGUGAGACUGCCUAUCGUGAGGGAGGUGCUUGGAGAGUACUGGAGGUUGAAUGGGCAGGCGUUGUCAGGGGUAUCGCUGGAGAAGGGAUUAGAGGUGCUUAGCUCAGAGCAGGCUAGUGUGGCUGAGGUCAAGUGGAGGCGACAGCUUGAGGCGGAUAUGCGCAUGCAGAUGCGCCGGCAUGAUCUGGGAAAAGAGGUCUAUGGCUUGCUCAUCGAUGCCAUCAGAGGCCUAGGGCCUUAGCUGGGUACAAAUUUAACCACUCUGAUCUGUGCGGUUUGGUGGAGUACAUAGCUGGAUACAUAGGUGCGGUGUUAUUUUGUAGGCUGAUCAACCGAACCUCAACCUGUACUUGGUUGCUGACUGACAGAUAACACGGUGUGACGUGCUGUAGCGUUUGCACGUAUCAGUUGUGUCUAUGAGUCUAGUUGUUGAACUAGUCAAUGAUUGUCUAAGACACUUAGGUCCGGAGAUAUUCAUUUUGUUAAUCUGGAUCUCAAAGAAAGCUUGGUCCAGGAUCAGACAGCUUUCAGAUUAAUGUUACGUUAUCUGUAAAUCAUUCGCUAAGUAUUAUUGCGAUGAUGCUGUGUUUCAAGUGUAGAAUCAAGUACCUCACUCUCUCUGCUU